AUGUCUGUCUUUACUCGUCUCUCGUUCGUCUCUGAAACGAAACCCCCACGCUCGUUCAAUCUUCUCACACAACCUCGCGAAUUUGGAGCUCCUCGCUCUGCAUAUCCACGCACGCACAGAAGACACAACUCAGAGCCAUUCGCCAGCUUUGCCCCUGCCUCAAAAACGCGUCUUCUCGGCGAUCUACCCCUGCUCCUCGAGCGUACUAUCCCUAUCGUCGAGGAAGAUGAAGACUGCGCGCGCUAUCGCACGCCCCAACGCUUCAAGCCCAGCCUACUUGCAUCUCCCAUCUCGCUCGAUGUCCCUGCGGCAACAUCGAAUCAGCAACAGAAACAACCACAACAACAGUACCAGAUCCGGCGGCCCCGCCCCGACCGCGACUCCUCCACCUCCAGCUCCGCCCCGCCGCCGCCCUGCUCGCCCGAAAUCGUCCUCGGCGAGCCAAAGGAGCACAUCGGGCACCCCAAGACCCGCCUCACGCAGCCGGUGCUCAAGCUCGCGGCGAUCAAGGAGCGCCUCGCGCACCUCGAGUCGACGAACGAGCGCCUGCAGCAGCGCGCGGCGUCGGCCGCGACGGACACGGCGCUGCUGAGCGCGAGCAUGACGUACUUCUCGAGCGAGUACUACGCGGGGCUGCUCGCGAUGCGCGAGCUGCGCGCGGUCAUCUGCGGGCUCGAGCGGGAGGUGGGCUGCCUGAAGAGGUUCGUCGGGCUGAUGGUCGAGGUGGGGCGGCACGAGCCGGUGCUGGAGCGCGCGUACAGCGAGGUGAGGGAGGGCAGGGAGUUUGAGUCUGUGCUGGUUGACGCGGUGCGGAGCGCGGCGGCGCGGCGCGGUUCGGGCUGGGCGCAGAUCUUGACUGCUGCUGCCGCAAGAGAUAGCGAGUAUGGCCCACUGGACGAUACUCGCAAGGAACACGAUGCACGUCCGACGCAAGUGGACGAUCUGCUCAAGUCACUCAAGAACGGCAACAUUCCUCCUGGUCGGCAUCGCUCUGCGGCCCAAACAAAGUCUCCAGCGUGUCUCUCAUCAAGUCCAACAAAGAAAUCGCCUGCACCGAAGACUGGUGUAAACUCAUCUCCGACUCGUAGACCGCUUCGUGCCCUUGACCCUAACCGCACGAAGAACAGCAGCUCGUCUGACCCGAAAGCCGGCGACCAGACUCUGUCCUCACUGCAGAGAAUCCUGCAGAUGUCGGACGAUAGUAGUAGUCAAGCCGGUAGGGACUCUGCGCCGCCACAGAUCUUUGUCUAUCCUCCAACGGUCUGCGCAGUCAAGAAACCUUCGUUCAAGCCGCUCGUGUCGCCCGUCAAGUCCCGCACCCGCCCAGCAGCGGCUGUGUCCCCGGUGCGCGGUGGCAAGAAAGGCGAGUGGCGCUGA
This is a messenger RNA of Mycena citricolor, 1377 nucleotides long. The record is from the annotation of a GenBank genome assembly. Lineage: Eukaryota; Fungi; Basidiomycota; Agaricomycetes; Agaricales; Mycenaceae.